AUGUCUUCUGGGUCUUUGCAUUCGUCCGGUCUGUUCAAUGUCGCGGGAAAGGUCGUCCUCGUCACCGGUGGCAGUCGAGGGAUCGGCAAAAUGAUUGCAGCGGGGUUUGUGGCCAACGGAUGCAAAGUCUACAUAUCCUCUCGCUCGGCCAAAGACUGCGACCUCGCGGCAGAGGAGCUCAAUGCGCUGGGCCCGGGGUCGUGCGCCGCUCUGCCUGCGGACAUGCAGAAAUACGAGGAGGUGGAACGGCUUGUCCACACGCUGUCCGCCCGCGAACAGGCCCUGCAUGUGCUCGUCAACAACGCUGGGGCUGCGUGGGGAGAGACCAUCGACGACUAUCCUGUGAGCUCUCAGUUUGGCUGUGACACCGCAUUCACCAAGCUGCUCACUCUCAACACCCAGCGGGUGUUCACGCUGACGCAGAAGUGUCUCCCGCUCCUCCGUGCCGCCGCCACCCGAGGCGGAAUGGAAGGCGACGUAUACAAGGACCCUGCUCGCAUCAUCAACAUCGGCUCAGUUGACGGACUCGUAGUGCCCAGUCUUGAGACUUACGCGUACUCUGCAUCCAAGGCUGCGUUGCACCACCUGAGCAGACAUCUCGCAAGCAGGCUGGGAUGGGAUGGGAUCACCAGCAACACGAUCGCUUGUGGUCCAUUCCAGAGCAAAAUGAUGGCCGCGACGCUCCAGUCGAUGGGCGACGCUAUCAAGAGUCGGAUCCCGCUUCUGCGCAUCGGCGCUCCUGAAGAUGUUGCGGGCACGGCCAUUUUCCUCGCCAGCCGCGCAGGCGCAUACGUCAAUGGUGCCACAAUCACGCUAGACGGCGGGCAAACAAUCGCAAUGAGGCCGAUGAGCCAUUCCGCAAAGCUCUAG
Molecule: messenger RNA, 870 nt
Organism: Fibroporia radiculosa
Lineage: Eukaryota; Fungi; Basidiomycota; Agaricomycetes; Polyporales; Fibroporiaceae
Exons: 7
Coding region: 1-870 (289 amino acids)
Molecular function (GO): oxidoreductase activity
Source: RefSeq, a predicted model, not a curated record